This is a messenger RNA of Vigna angularis (adzuki bean), 537 nucleotides long. RefSeq names its product protein MAIN-LIKE 1-like. Lineage: Eukaryota; Viridiplantae; Streptophyta; Magnoliopsida; Fabales; Fabaceae. The coding region runs from base 1 to 537 and encodes 178 amino acids. Gene Ontology annotation, biological process: meristem development; meristem maintenance. The record is from RefSeq and is a predicted model, not a curated record. The transcript has a single exon.
AUGGAGAUAAAUCACCAGUUAGUCACUGCUUUGGUUGAGAGGUGGAGAGUCGAGACUCAUACUUUCCACUUGCCUCUUGGUGAAAGUACGAUUACAUUGGAAGACGUUGCAUUACAAUUGGGGCUUCCUAUUGAAGGACAUGUGGUGACUGGCAUCAGUAGUGGUCCACUAACAGUUUUUUGUCAUCAACUACUAGGAGAUGUUCCUCCUGAGAAUUGUGUAAGGGGCAACAGAAUCAAGUUGUCAUGGUUGAAUAACACUUUUCGCCAAUUGCCUCAUGAUGCAACCGAACAGGUUAUUGAACAAUACGCUAGAGCGUAUAUGUUGAUCAUAAUUGGCAGUGUCAUGAUGCCAGAUACAUCUGCAAGCAUGGUGCAUUUGAUGUAUCUUCCCCUAUUGGCGGACCUGCAGAACGUUUCACAGUAUAACUGGGGAUCUGCCACGCUUUCCUGCUUGUAUCGUGCCCUUGAUCAUGGGACUAGGGCUGACCAAGAGAAUAUCGGAGGGUGCAUGAUCUUGUUACAAUGUUGGGCAUGA